Seminavis robusta is the source of this 3444-nucleotide messenger RNA. The record is from the annotation of a GenBank genome assembly. Lineage: Eukaryota; Bacillariophyta; Bacillariophyceae; Naviculales; Naviculaceae.
AUGGCCAACAAAAGCACCGAAAAGAGCAUGGGAGCCAGCAUCGAGCACCGAAGAAGCUCUGUUGGCAGCGAUAAGGAAUUUCUCUCGGAUACCAUGUCCUCUGGGUGGGGGUCUGAUGCCGGGAGUACCCACGGCGGUGGCGACGAGGAACGCGCCGACUACGCGGCCCCUGUGGUUGCCGCCAAGGAAGAAAAGUUGGUCCUGUACUCCAAGAUUGCUGUGGUCUUGGUCUUGUUGGCCGCUGUGGCGGGCAUGGCAGCAGGUGUCUACCAGUUGGUCAGCAGUCAGGAGAAGCAAGAGUUUGAAGCUAGGUUUGAGAACUGGGCCUCGGAAGUGAUUGCCAUUUCCGGAGAUCAUGUCUCAACGACCUUUGAGACCAUUGAGCAGUUUGCUCUGACUGUUUCGUCCCAUGCCAGAUCCAUGAAUGAAGUAUGGCCCAACGUGACCGUUGAUGACUUUCCCUUGAAAGCUAGCAGGCUCAACAGGUUGACAGGGCACCAUGCAGUCACCUUGCUCACUCUAGUCAGCCAGGAAAACAAGCUAGGAUGGGAAGCUUAUGCCAGGGAACGGGCCCAUGACCUCGUCCAAGAAGAUUUGGAGUUUUACGGACACGCCAAUGAGACCUGGGGAGCUGACAAUCUCACCAUCUACGAAGAAAUCAUGGUCCGCAACGGUUCCGGCGGAGUGCUUCUUCCGGUGGGAAACAAUGACACAGGAAACACCCUUCCGCACUGGCAAAAGUCCCCCGUCGACCCCAAACGAGCUGAUGCCUUUCCCUUUGUCAGUGUGCUGGGAAAUUCUCGUAUUCGGAGUGGGUUUGAAACGAGCAACGUGACCGGAAUUGCCUCAAUUGCAUUCUUCUUUGGACGUAACGUAGGCUUUCAAAGUCAAGUCAUUCAACCCAUUUUUGAUCAAGUCACCCACGGUAAGAUGGUUGGAGCCCUUUGGUCCCUUGGUGAAUGGGGCCUCUACUUUCAAAACUUGGUCAAUGUCCCUGCAACCCUCUUUGUGGUGGUUGAGAGCAGCUGUGGCUUUGUUUCCACUUUUGCCCUUGAAGGAUUGGAAGCCGAAUUGUUGGGUUUGGAAGACAUGCAUGAUCCAGCCUAUGAUGACAUGGUAGUUACAGGAGAACUCUUCACUCCAGUCUAUGACAGGACCAAACCAAUGCCAGAAGAUGUUUGUGUCGACGAUCUUGUCUUGAAGAUCUAUCCUUCCUCGAGCUUGGAAAGCACUUUUGUCACCUAUACUCCCUUGAUGUAUGCUGGAGCCGUCGUUCUGAUCUUUGCCAUUACCAGUCUCAUCUUUGUCCUCUACGACCAAAUGGUCCGCAGACGCCAAGUCAAGGUCAUGCAACGGUUGAUUCGCGAAGACAAGAUUGUUUCCAGCCUCUUUCCGUCGCAGAUCCGGGCGCGCAUGUACCAAGAUCACUCGGGCUCGAACGAUGAUGAUGCUCGCUCUUUGGUGUCCAAGCGACAUGUGGAGAUGUUCAAUGAAGACCUAGAGAACCCCGAGACCUUCAAGAGUGCUCCCUUGGCGGACCUUUUCGUAAAUACGACCAUCAUGUUUGCGGACAUUGCGGGAUUUACUGCGUGGUCCAGUGCAAAGGAUCCAAUUCUCGUCUUUAUGCUUUUGGAAACUAUCUACUCGGCAUUUGAUAAGCUUGCCAACAGAUACGGUGUUUUCAAGGUCGAAACAGUGGGCGAUUGCUAUGUUGCCGCCGCUGGCGUCCCUGACCCCCGUAAUGAUCACCCUGUCAUCAUGGCAAGGUUUGCGAGAGCCUGCAUGAUGAAGAUGAAGACGGUAACACAAAAGCUUGAAGUCACGCUUGGUCCGGAUACUGGAGAUCUCUCAUUGAGAGUAGGGCUUCACAGUGGUCAAUGUACUGCAGGAGUAUUGAGAGGCGAUAAGGCACGCUAUCAGAUCUUUGGAGAUACGGUCAAUACAGCCUCGCGAAUCGAGACCUCCAGCAUCCCUGGCAAAAUUCAUAUUUCCGACUUCACAGCUGAGCUUCUGAAGAAGGCCGGCAAGGGCAAAUGGUUGGUUCCCAGGGCAGAAAAAAUACCUCUUGCUGGCAAAGGUGACAUGCAGACCUUCUGGUUGCUGGUGAACAAGUAUCAAAAUAGAGAAAGUGCCAAGAAACCAAUGGGCGAGGCCAUGAUGGCAAUCGACGAAGCUUCGGAGGGCGAUGCCAGUCUCAGGGAGAUGGAAGAGCAGGAAACAUCUGGGGACACCAUGACGAAGAUGGAGCGGCUUGUGGAAUGGAACACGGAUGUACUCUGUCAGUUGCUUCGGCAAAUUCUGGCCUGCCGCACUGCGGCACCAGUGUCUGCUGAAAAGUUGGAGAAGACGAUUGGCAAGGGCCAAACCGUGUUGGAAGAAUUCCAAGCAAUCGUCACUUUGCCCAAGUAUUCGCGUGAGGAAAUGGCAAAGCGAAAAGGUCUGAAAGAAGUUGACAUUGCCCCUGUCGUCGUUGACCAACUGCGUGACUUUAUCACCAAAGUAGCGGGGAUGUAUCGCACCAACAGCUUUCACAACUUUGAACAUGCAAGCCACGUCGUGGCGUCUGUGCGAAAACUCCUCACGAGGAUCGUUGCGAGCAACUCUGGCGGUGAAGGCCUCGGAGUCGAUGCUGGGCAUUCUUUCGGGAUAACCGCCGAUCCUCUAACUCAGUUCGCGGUUGUCUUCUCCGCGGUAAUCCAUGAUGCUGAUCACCCUGGCAUCCCCAACACACAGAUGAUCAAGGAGGGGAACCCCCUAGCAUCAAUGUACAAAGAAAAGAGUGUGGCUGAACAGAAUUCGGUCGAUUUGUGCUGGGAUUUGUUGAUGAAACCUGAGUACAAGGACUUGCGCAAGGCUAUCUAUGGCAACCCUGAGCAACUACAGAGAUUCAGGCAGCUCGUGGUCAACACGGUCAUGGCAACUGAUAUUGUGGACAAAGAACUCCAGGCGUUGAGAAAGAAUCGUUGGAAUGAGGCCUUCUCCGAGAAGGCCCUGGGCGACAAAAGCGACCGCGACCUCGAGGUCGAUAGAAAGGCCACCAUUGUGAUUGAGCAUCUAAUUCAAGCCUCCGACGUGUCUCACACAAUGCAACAUUGGAAGAUCUAUCUCCAGUGGAACGAGCGGUUCUUCUCUGAACUGUACAGGGCCUACAAAGAAGGACGCGCAGCUCAGGAUCCAUCCAUCGCAUGGUACAAGGGGGAGAUUGGAUUUUUUGACUUCUACAUCAUUCCCUUGGCUAAGAAGCUGGAGAACUGUGGUGUCUUUGGCGUUUCCAGCCAUGAAUACUUGAACUACGCCCAGGCCAACCGAGACGAAUGGGUUCGCAAAGGGGAGGAUGUUGUGGCAGGAUAUUUGGAAAAGUAUGCUGAGAGUACUAAGGAAGAGAUGGGGCUUGCUGAUGUGUUCGCGGACGAAGCGGAGAAUCCCCUGGAGAUUGAAGUGUAG